Molecule: messenger RNA, 1485 nt
Organism: Pocillopora verrucosa
Lineage: Eukaryota; Metazoa; Cnidaria; Anthozoa; Scleractinia; Pocilloporidae
Source: RefSeq, a predicted model, not a curated record
AUGGCCCAAGCUAAAAGUUUUUUCGAUGACGUGAAAAAGGAAAUAGAAUGCCCAGUGUGUCAGGAGCAAUUCGGCGCAAACAAGCAACCGAAAAUUCUCAAAUGCCUUCAUACCUUUUGCAAAUCAUGCUUGGACGGAUGGCUUCGACAACAUCGCACAGGCGCCUUAAGUUGUCCUACUUGCCGGACAGUAACUGAGUGCCCCAACAAUGACAUCGACAGUCUUCCGUCCAACCUGUUUUACAAACAAAUGGUGGAAAUUGUGGAGGCAUACACAGGCCAAGAAGAAUCAUCAUGUUGCGGGAAAUGCGACGAACAAAAAUCGCUGAGGUUUUACUGCUCCAAUUGCAACUGUUUACUGUGCGAAGAAUGCGCUGCACUGCACAAGAAAUGGAAGGAUUUCAGAGGCCAUCAGCUCAAGGAAAUUGGACAACUUCAGUCCAGUGAUGUAGAGGACUACUCUCGAAGAACGAACGUCUGCAAGGAACACGAUGACGAAUUUAGAUUUUUCUGCGACGCAUGUCAAAUUUGCAUUUGUCGUGACUGCGCCAUAUUAGACCACGACGACCACAAGAAAAUUUCGCUAGAGAAAGGACUAGAAAAUAAGACAACUGAAAUUGAGAAUAAGAUACGAGAGGUUCAGGCAAACGGAUCUCACUUGAGAAACAAAAAGGAAUCUCUAGAGAAACGUAGAAUCAAGGUAAUGAACAGCUUUGAGCGAGCAACAAACAGUGUACGUACGGUUGCAGAACAGUGGAUUACAUUUAUUCGCAAGCAUGAAGCAGACAUAACAGAAAAGUUAAUGAAGCAGAAAGACGCAUUUGAGGCUGAAUUUUCAAACCAGAUGUCGAGCUUGGAUGGAAGAGUGGUGGAAAUCGAAAGCAGCCUCGAUUUUGGCGAGGAAAUUCUCUCUCGUAGAAAUCUACCAGAAAUUUUAAAUGUUGAAGAAAUGUUGGAGAACAGGCUGCAAGAACUCUCCGUACCCUUUGAGCCAACACUGGUCUUCCCUGAAGUUGUGUACAGUUCAAAUGAUUUCAGUUGCUUGAAAGACGGACCUGGAAAGCUGAUAAGGACGGUUACAGAACCUACGGUAUCUGUUGCAGAAGGUCGUGGUUUGAAUGAGGCCAUUGAAGGAGAGGAGAGCACAUUUACUGUGAUUACAAAAGAUAUCAGGGGACAAAUAGUUUAUAGCGAAAUCGAUCAGGUCAAUGUUGAAAUAAUCUCCAUCAAUACGAUGGGAAUUUUGACAGCCAGCGUGACAGACUCUAAAAAUGGUCGAUAUCAAGUAAAGUACAGAAGUGAAACAGCAGAUGACUUCAAAAUAUCUGUUACAGUCCGAGGUGAAGCCAUCAAAGACAGUCCAUUUAGAUUACGAGUGAGAAAGAGAGAGACAUUCCUUCAGUUCCACAGCGAUGAGAUAACUUCUAGGAAAACUGGAAUGAAAGCUGAGCCAAAGAAAUCUAAAACGACAGUUUUCAAACCUUGA